AGACAGGAACCGGCUGAGGCUACAUCGGAUGACACACUGCAUCGUGCCUGCAUAUAUGCUCUGAACGUAAACAAAAAUAUUGUUGUUGUGACAUCAUUUCAGUUUUAUCGUAACGUGGAGGAAGUGCAACAAAUACUCAAAUGUUGCCACAUGGAUUGAUGGAAUAUGAAGUGACCAGGAAUGGACAAUUCAAUAUUAAAAUUGAACUGACUGUAAAGUAGCAGAAGUUUGGCAGAUAAUGCCAAGAUCCUCUCAGUAUCAGACCAAGAUCAAGAUUAUUAUGAGGAUGGUGUUAUGAAAGUUGUGAUAGCCACAAUGUCGCAUGGUCACAGAAGGUUGGCACUUGCAGCCCAAAAAUCACUACAUGGAUGUGGCUUUGUGUGUUGGUGCAGCCAGCCGGGAAAGCCAGGAGCGAAUGGUAAUCCCGUAGUGGCCCUUGGCUUACGGCCCUGCUCUUCAAAAGCUACCGAAAAUGAGGAUGCCAUUGAAAAAGAUCAAAAGCAGAGAGGGCAGUCGACAUUUCAGGAAAGAUUGAAGUACCUCAGGACAUCUCUUGCUGCUACUGGGGUAAGAGUGCAAGAUAACGUUCACAGCUCGCGGGAGAAGUUUCUGGGCACCUUUUUCUCGUUGCAGACCCAGCCAGAAAACGGGGAGGCAAAACACAGUGAGAGUAAGAGCGAAACUUGUUUGGGCUCAAGCAGUGAGCCAAAACAAUCUGAUGUUGAUGCCAGCUCAAUAAGCCCUGUAGAUGAUGAACGCUGUAAUCCUCCUGCAACAUUUGACCCAGAACUGCACGAAGCAAAUGGCAGCGAAGAGCAGCGUGGCGUGCAAGAGGAAUCCCCUUCAGAAGAUGCAAACAGAAAGUCCCCUUCAGAAGAUACCAACGGAAAGUAUGCCCGAACAGAUUUCUGGGUCAACAUCCCGUCUUUUCAGGAUCGAAUCAACCGACUGAAAGUCCCUUUCUGGGGAAGUGUGAGCCAGAAGGCAGAUACUGGUGACGAGUCACAAACAAAGAUCAACAGUGUGGAUCUCUGCAAACCCAAUGACAGCAAAGGUGCUGUUGGUCAGCAGUUUGAAUCAAGGGAUGCAGACUCGUUGAAACCAGAAAGCCAUGAUGUUACGGCUGCAGCAGAGUCGAAUCUAGAGUCUGAAAAUCCAUCCGAUCAGCAGCCACAGGAUUCCACAAUUAAACCCAGCACUCUGUCUUCUGUAACAAGUAGCAUCCCCAGCAUUAACUUGACAAGCACGGCAGCUGUCCAGAGUGUGAUCAAGUCCUUCCCGGGUCGGAAGCCCUCCGUUGAGAUGGAGACCAAAGUUGCAAAGAAACCCCUGCAGGACCUCGAACCAGAUGCCUUUGACUUGGACACCAGCCCCAUCCUCAGCAUGAAUGUUGCCCUUGAAGAGCAGAGGGCGAUGCGUGGGGACGUCGGCAGGCAGGUGUCCCCUGCCAAGGAGACAGAGAAGGAAGCCAAGAUGAGGAAAGAGAGGGCAGUUGAGGCAGUAGAGGCUGCAGCAAAGAAACCCAGGAAGCAGAUCAAACUUGUAAUAUCCAAGACCUCAAUUGACGAUCGCACCAAGAACUUGGCAAUUGGAGUCCGCAGUGCGACCAGCAAUGCGAUGAGGCUGUUGAAACUGGAGAGACUGUGCAGCCACUUGAUGCAGCAUCCAGAAUCACGAGAGGUGGCUAUAAAGGAGAGGCUGAUUCCUUCCUUGCUGAAGAUGCAGACAUCAUGGGACACAGCCCUGAAGGAGCAGGUCAGAGAGGCACUCGCCAUCCUGGGCUAUGCAGCCCCAGUCAAGGGGCGGGGCCUCAGGAUCUUAUCAAUUGAUGGAGGGGGUACAAGGGGCGUCAUUGCAAUCGAGACCCUUCGGGAGAUCGAAAGCCGCACUGCCAAGCCCAUCCGAGAGCUCUUUGACUACGUGAUUGGGGUGAGCUCAGGGUCCGUGCUGGGCUUCCUUCUGGCCUGCGGCGGCGCCCCCCUGGAUGAGUGUGAGGACCUCUAUACACAGCUCAGCCAGGAGGUUUUCAAGAGGAACACGUUCCUUGGCACCAGCAAGUUGUUCCUGAGCCACGCCUUCUAUGACACAGAGGGCUGGAUUAAAAUACUCAAGUCCCAUAAUAUGGCAGACGUUCCAAUGAUAUCUACAGCAAAGCAGACAGAAUGUCCAAAGGUAGCAGCUGUUGCUACUUUAAUGAAUGUGGGCUCCAUCAAAGACUUCCUGUUCAGAAACUACAACCUGCCGCCUGGUACCCAGUCCCACUACAGGGGUGCGUGCAAGUAUGAAUUGUGGCAAGCAGCAAGAGCUUCCUCAGCAGCACCUGGCUAUUUCGAAGAGUGUAAAUUGGAUGAAUAUGUGUUCCAGGAUGGAGGAGUGCUGACCAACAACCCAUGUGCCCUAGCCAUACACGAGUGUCGUCUUCUGUGGCCUGAAACCCCUAUUCAGUGUGUGGUGUCGGUGGGCAGUGGGCGCUACGACCCGGAAGAUGGCAACAUGGAGCCUGAAUACAGCAGCUUGAAGAAGAAACUCACUAACAUCAUGAGCAGUGCCACUGACACAGAAUCUGUACACACAGUUCUACAGGAUCUCCUCCCGAGCGGCACCUACUUCCGCUUCAACCCCCCGAUCACGGAGGACUUCCUCCUAGACGAGAACCGCACCGAAAAGAUCCAACAGAUGCAGCAAGAAGCGCGGGACUACCUGGAGCUGAACGAGCUGAAGCUGGUCCAGGCCAGCGGGGUUCUCUCUAGGAAGAAGAACCAUCUCCACAAGGCCAUGGAUUGGGUGUGGCUACAGCGCCAAUUGAUACAGAGGUGAUGGGUAUAUCCUUCUCCUACAUCUAAAUGCUGCUCUGGGGUCAAUGGGGGUAUAUCCUUCUGCUUUCAACUUUGACGAAUAAGACCAUGCUACACAAGGCACAUAGGAAAAUCCUGCCUACACAGGGCAACAUACUGGUUGAGGCUACAGUGCCUGUGCCUCGCUUAUAAAGUUUAGAAAAUUGUAUUGAAUGAGACAUUGUUUUAGCCCUUUUCCAGGGUUGUGUUUAGGCCAUAACAAAUAAUGCUGUGUUUCUGGUAGUAGGACCGAGUGAGAAAUAAAUAACCCUAA
This is a messenger RNA of Patiria miniata (bat star), 3108 nucleotides long. RefSeq names its product calcium-independent phospholipase A2-gamma-like (gene pnpla8). Bases 295 to 2817 code for a protein of 840 amino acids. Gene Ontology annotation, biological process: arachidonate metabolic process. The transcript has 9 exons. Gene Ontology annotation, cellular component: membrane. The record is from RefSeq and is a predicted model, not a curated record. NCBI's taxonomy places the organism in Eukaryota, Metazoa, Echinodermata, Asteroidea, Valvatida, Asterinidae.